Galdieria sulphuraria is the source of this 1661-nucleotide messenger RNA. RefSeq names its product glycosyl transferase family 1. Lineage: Eukaryota; Rhodophyta; Bangiophyceae; Galdieriales; Galdieriaceae. The record is from RefSeq and is a predicted model, not a curated record. The transcript has 2 exons. Bases 114 to 1625 code for a protein of 503 amino acids.
UUUGGCCCGCUCAAAUAUUGCUUCAAGAAAAAAGCUGAUUUACAUUUUAUUUCCCAUUGGUUGUUUUUGAAAUGCUGUUGAAAAGCUACAAGAGUCAUUCUUUUCCGUUACCAAUGCAAUAUCCAAAAAUACUUGGAAACUAUGUUAAAAAACCAUUAUCUCGUCCAUCAGCCAUCAUGAUAGUCCUAUUCAUUGUUCUCAACGCUUUAUUCGGAACCUUUCUCAUGCGUAUCUAUUUGAAAUCGGCUCAUCUUGAAAACCCACCAGUUGACGAAGUCUUAGAUAUCUCGGUGUUGUGGUUGGCACCUUUUCUGAGUGGCUCAGGAUAUGGUGCUGAAGCUCUUAGUUUUAUUCAAGGUUUACAUAAACAUGUCACUCAAUUAUCGAUAUAUCAUUUCGGCGACAUCGUCGAAGAAGAAUAUCUCGCUUCCUUGGGUGAAGAAACACAACAGCUUUUAAAACAACUAUGGGCAUCCAAUGAAACUCUGCCUCGCUAUUUCAUCAAAAAACAGUAUGAAGAUGAGGAGAUUGCAAGAAAAAUAGACAGUCGCAAAAGAAUGUUUCCAGAUGGUUCAUUUAUUAUGGAGCCUAUUUUAAGAAAGUUGCAUGAUGUUGUCAUCGUACAAAGUAUACCUCGUGGAUGGGAACCUUUUCUCUUCGAAACUGCAAAAUAUAGAGUGGGAAGAACGGUCUUCGAAACUGAUCGUCUACCAGAUGAAUGGGCAGAACACUGUAACAACGAAGUAGACGAAGUCUGGGUGCCAACUCAAUUUAAUGUGAAAACUUUUUCAGGCAGUGGAGUGAAACCCGAUAUGCUACAAGUCCUGCCACAAACAGUUGAUACUAAAACAUUUUCCGAUCCUUCUAUAACGCCUCGACCUCGACCACCAGAAUGUCUCGAAUCAGACUUUAUCUUUCUUUCCGUCUUUCGAUGGGGUGGAAGAAAAGGAACGGAGUUCCUAUUGGAAGCCUUUCUACGUGAAUUUUCACCUGACGAUUCUACUUGUUUGGUAGUUCUUACAGCAACACACAAAAUGAAAACAAAUGCAACUUAUUAUCAUGGACUCAUUCAUCAAUUUGCAAAUGAUUUGGGUAUUACUUCAGCUAUUCGACCACGAAUAGCUGUAUUGGAACCUUCUCUAUCGAAUCAAGAUAUGCCAGGACUUUAUGCCAUGGCUGAUGCAUUUGUAUUGGCGUCAAGAGGAGAAGGAUGGGGGCGACCUUAUACAGAAGCAAUGAUGAUGAAUGUACCAGUUAUCGCGACCAACUGGAGCGCACAUACAGAGUUCAUUACUCCAGAGACUGGAUAUCUCAUAGAGGUUGAAAAGCUGGACUUGUUUCCAUCUGAAGAUGAAGAAAUGAUGAACUAUUGGGGACAUCUAUUGGCAAGACCUUCAACAUGUCAUCUUCGUCAAUUGAUGAGAUAUGUCAAAGACAAUCCCGAAGAUGCCAGAAAAAAGGCUGUCAAUGCCAAACAAAUGAUUUCCACUCGAUUCAACCAAGAUGCCGUAACAAAUACUAUUCUUCAACAUUUGAAGAGAAUCAAAGCCAAGCUGACACAAGAAAACGUGGAGAGUAUGUUACAAGCUAGAAAGAAGCGAAUUAUCGCUCAAGGUGCCAUUUAGAGUAAAAAAUGUAGUAAUAAAGAUGACUGUUUUUGA